Gorilla gorilla gorilla (western lowland gorilla) is the source of this 5963-nucleotide messenger RNA. It is a transcript of the gene NLGN2, whose product is annotated as neuroligin 2. Gene Ontology annotation, cellular component: membrane. Bases 1390 to 3900 code for a protein of 836 amino acids. Lineage: Eukaryota; Metazoa; Chordata; Mammalia; Primates; Hominidae. The transcript has 9 exons. Gene Ontology annotation, molecular function: neurexin family protein binding. The record is from RefSeq and is a predicted model, not a curated record.
CCCCCCCAGCCCUCCGAGACCGCGAGAGCCCUGAGGGUGGGAGAUCCGGUGGAAUGUCUCCACCCUGCCCUGGCCCGCUACGUCCAUCUGUCCGUCUGUCCACUCCCGCCUCUUCCCACCAUCUCCAAUCCCCCCAUUCUCCGGAGGGCGGGCGGGCAGGCGGGUGCGAGCGGGGGGUGUGCGCCGCUCUCUCGGCAGGGGGCGGGGGAGGCGGCCGCGCGGUGACGCGCGGGGCUGCUGCGGCUGCUCCGCCGGCGGAUCAUCACUCUCGGGCUGGGAUGGACGCGGGGCGGGCGGGCCCUGGCGCGCGGAGCCAGGAGUCCGGGCCUCCCGGCUGCUGAGCGUCCCUUGAAGCCUCCCCUCACCCCCGCCUUCCCUCCUAGGAUCCGCGCUGACCCCCGCCCCGGGGCUCUGGACUCGGCUCCCGCCCUCCUCUGACUCCCCGGACCUCCCCCUCCCGCCCGCCCUCGGGAUCGACUAGAUCCCUCCCCCUCCCCGAGGAUUCCGGCUGGAUCCCUGCCCCUGCACCGCGGAUCCUGCGCUCCCGGGCCCCGGGCCCCUGGGGAUUAACGUGGACUCCUCCUCCAGCACCCGAUCCUUAGGAUCCUCCGCCUGGACCGCCUUCUGGUCUCUCGAAGCCGGCCCACGGAACCAGCGGAUCCUCAAUCUAGUCCUGUCCCGUUGCCCCCUCCUUUCUCUAUCGUCCCUACUGCGGGGUUCCCUGUUCUCGGGCUCCCCCUGAUCCCAUCCCCUAGCUCUCCUUUUCCCGGGGAUCGACUGGAUCCCGGCCCCGCCCCCCGGGGCUGGGGCGAUCCCCCUCCCCCGCCGGGUGAGGCGCUGCGGGCGGGGGCUGGGCCUGCGGGGCCGCGGGGGCUCAGAGGCCGCCGCCCCCUCCCGAAGGCCUUUCGCCCCCCACUCGGAGCCCUGGAUGGAGGCACCACGGCCCCAGGGCUGAGCCAGGGAGGUGGGAGCUGGGACUCCUGAGUCCCUGAGGAGAACCUGCCUGGGAGGGAUACAUCAGCUGGAAGGGAGCAUGCUGGGUCUGGAGAGCUGACACGCCUCUCCUCUGGCUGGGUCCUGGACUUGAACCACAUCUGGGCCCCACCCCCAACCUAGGCGUCUGCUGAGGGGAGAAGGGCUGCUAGGUCGGGCCUGCCUUCACCUUCUCCCACGUCCUUCCCCUUCCCCACCCCGUGCCCCCUCCAUGGAGAGGAACAGACCCCUUCUCUGUCCAGUCUAACCCAGGUCCCUCCCCAACCCCCUCCUCCCUCCUUUCCCCCACCCCCUCCUCCCUCCUGGGGCGAGGGGGGCCUCCCUCCCUCUCCCCCCCUUCUCUCUCUCUCCGAGGGGGGAGGGUCCCGGGGAGGGAGGGGGGGUCCCCCGAUCAGCAUGUGGCUCCUGGCGCUGUGUCUGGUGGGGCUGGCGGGGGCUCAACGCGGGGGAGGGGGUCCCGGCGGCGGCGGCGCCCCGGGCGGCCCCGGCCUGGGCCUCGGCAGCCUCGGGGAGGAGCGCUUCCCGGUGGUGAACACGGCCUACGGGCGAGUGCGCGGUGUGCGGCGCGAGCUCAACAACGAGAUCCUGGGCCCCGUCGUGCAGUUCUUGGGCGUGCCCUACGCCACGCCGCCCCUGGGCGCCCGCCGCUUCCAGCCGCCUGAGGCGCCCGCCUCGUGGCCCGGCGUGCGCAACGCCACCACCCUGCCGCCCGCCUGCCCGCAGAACCUGCACGGGGCGCUGCCCGCCAUCAUGCUGCCUGUGUGGUUCACCGACAACUUGGAGGCGGCCGCCACCUACGUGCAGAACCAGAGCGAGGACUGCCUGUACCUCAACCUCUACGUGCCCACCGAGGACGGUCCGCUCACAAAAAAACGUGACGAGGCGACGCUCAAUCCGCCAGACACAGAUAUCCGUGACCCUGGGAAGAAGCCUGUGAUGCUGUUUCUCCAUGGCGGCUCCUACAUGGAGGGGACCGGAAACAUGUUCGAUGGCUCAGUCCUGGCUGCCUACGGCAACGUCAUUGUAGCCACGCUCAACUACCGUCUUGGGGUGCUCGGUUUUCUCAGCACCGGGGACCAGGCUGCAAAAGGCAACUAUGGGCUCCUGGACCAGAUCCAGGCCCUGCGCUGGCUCAGUGAAAACAUCGCCCACUUUGGGGGCGACCCCGAGCGUAUCACCAUCUUUGGUUCCGGGGCAGGGGCCUCCUGCGUCAACCUUCUGAUCCUCUCCCACCAUUCAGAAGGGCUGUUCCAGAAGGCCAUCGCCCAGAGUGGCACCGCCAUUUCCAGCUGGUCUGUCAACUACCAGCCGCUCAAGUACACGCGGCUGCUGGCAGCCAAGGUGGGCUGUGACCGAGAGGACAGCGCUGAAGCUGUGGAGUGUCUGCGCCGGAAGCCCUCCCGGGAGCUGGUGGACCAGGACGUGCAGCCUGCCCGCUACCACAUCGCCUUUGGGCCCGUGGUGGAUGGCGACGUGGUCCCCGAUGACCCUGAGAUCCUCAUGCAGCAGGGAGAAUUCCUCAACUACGACAUGCUCAUCGGCGUCAACCAGGGAGAGGGCCUCAAGUUCGUGGAGGACUCUGCAGAGAGCGAGGACGGUGUGUCUGCCAGCGCCUUUGACUUCACUGUCUCCAACUUUGUGGACAACCUGUAUGGCUACCCGGAAGGCAAGGAUGUGCUUCGGGAGACCAUCAAGUUUAUGUACACAGACUGGGCCGACCGGGACAAUGGCGAAAUGCGCCGCAAAACCCUGCUGGCGCUCUUUACUGACCACCAAUGGGUGGCACCAGCUGUGGCCACUGCCAAGCUGCACGCCGACUACCAGUCUCCCGUCUACUUUUACACCUUCUACCACCACUGCCAGGCGGAGGGCCGGCCUGAGUGGGCAGAUGCGGCGCACGGGGAUGAACUGCCCUAUGUCUUUGGCGUGCCCAUGGUGGGUGCCACCGACCUCUUCCCCUGUAACUUCUCCAAGAAUGACGUCAUGCUCAGUGCCGUGGUCAUGACCUACUGGACCAACUUCGCCAAGACUGGGGACCCCAACCAGCCGGUGCCGCAGGAUACCAAGUUCAUCCACACCAAGCCCAAUCGCUUCGAGGAGGUGGUGUGGAGCAAAUUCAACAGCAAGGAGAAGCAGUAUCUGCACAUAGGCCUGAAGCCACGUGUGCGUGACAACUACCGCGCCAACAAGGUGGCCUUCUGGCUGGAGCUCGUGCCCCACCUGCACAACCUGCACACGGAGCUCUUCACCACCACCACGCGCCUGCCUCCCUACGCCACGCGCUGGCCGCCUCGUCCCCCCGCCGGCGCCCCGGGCACACGCCGGCCCCCGCCGCCUGCCACCCUGCCUCCCGAGCCCGAGCCGGAGCCUGGCCCGAGGGCCUACGACCGCUUCCCCGGGGACUCGCGGGACUACUCCACGGAGCUGAGCGUCACUGUGGCCGUGGGUGCCUCCCUCCUCUUCCUCAACAUCCUGGCCUUUGCUGCCCUCUACUACAAGCGGGACCGGCGGCAGGAGCUGCGGUGCAGGCGGCUCAGCCCACCUGGCGGCUCAGGCUCUGGCGUGCCUGGUGGGGGCCCCCUGCUCCCCGCUGCGGGCCGUGAGCUGCCACCAGAGGAGGAGCUGGUGUCACUGCAGCUGAAGCGGGGUGGUGGCGUCGGGGCGGACCCUGCCGAGGCUCUGCGCCCUGCCUGCCCGCCCGACUACACCCUGGCCCUGCGCCGGGCACCGGACGAUGUGCCUCUCUUGGCCCCCGGGGCCCUGACCCUGCUGCCCAGUGGCCUGGGGCCACCGCCACCCCCACCGCCCCCCUCCCUUCAUCCCUUCGGGCCCUUCCCCCCGCCCCCUCCCACCGCUACCAGCCACAACAACACGCUACCCCACCCUCACUCCACCACUCGGGUAUAGGGGGCGGGUGGGGAGGCCCUCCUCCCCGGCCCUCCCUGGCCCGGCCACUCCGAAGGCAGGGAGGAGGACUUGGCAACUGGCUUUUCUCCUGUGGAGUCGUCACACGCCAUCCAGCAGCGCUAAGGUGGACAUGGGAUUCCUCCCUGCGAUGCGUGUCUUUCCCACGCAGAGAAGCCCAGUCUCUUCUCUGGAUCUGGGCCUUUGAACAACUGGGGGGCGUUUUCUCCCCCCCCAUUGGGACACCAGUCUUUGGUGUGUGGAAUGUGGUAUUUUCCCGCGUGGAGGUGUGCUUUCUCACAAUGGGGUGUGUUUUCCCAUGUGCAGGGUGAGGUUUUUUUUUGCCACCCUGGACACAUGUUGGCCCCCUCAAAGAAUUUCUGUGGGGAUUUGUACCCCAGAAUCCUGUUCCCCCAUCCCUUCUCCCACCUCCUCCCCUCUCCCUCCCCCUGGAGACCCUGGAAGUGGUGUGUUCACAUACAGUGACCCUUGGCCACCAGGCCACAGAGGAUGGAGCCUGGGAAGCAGCGAGGAAAUCACAGCCCCCUCGCCCCUGCCUCCCUUGCCACCACCCCGGCGAAGCAUGUUCCCCCCGACGCCCCCCUUGGCACAAGUCAGAUGAAGCACGUUCUGCCGGGGAGGCCCUCACCUUCCAGAGAGGACAGACACAGAUUUCCUGCUGGGGGAGGGAGGAGUCCACGCAUCCCGAUGCUGCCUGGAAGCUUAUUUUCCCGUGGUCCAGGACACAUUUCUCUGAGUGGAAACAGGUUCUUGCAUGUGGAUGUGUGUUUCCCCAGGCAGACAGCCCCUCUCUUCCCAGCACUUCCCUGCCUCCCCCAGGCCUCAGGCCCAGCACCCAGUUCCUCCUCACAUGGCAGGUGAGCACAGACUUCUAAUUGACAGGAGCUGAGGAGGGUGAACAAACCCCGAGGGAGGCCCGGCCCUUGCUCCCGAGUUGGGGGGAGGGGGCGUGGCAACGUGCCCCCCCGCAGAGGCCACGCAUGUUUGACCAAAGCCCUCACUGUGGUCCGAGGACAGCCUUUUCCCCAGGCCUCGGAGCAUUGCUCAUCUGUGCCAAACUGGGUAGGUGGAUUUGAGCGGAAAGACUCCCCAAAUGUGCCGAGAAUUUCCCAGUCCCAGGCAGGGCUGGGGAAACUAAGGGCAAGCAGGAUACAGGGCGAGGGAUGUGGCAGGUGAGGGGGCUCCCGCCUGUGCCCCUUCUCCUCACCAUGUCUCCCCCACCCUGCCUCAGUUCUCCGUUCCCCUUCAUCUCCGUCCCCCUCUUUGAAGCUGUCCCCAUCUCAGUGUCAGACCAGCCUUCUCCUCAGCUGACCACCCUCCUCUGACCCACGCCCCCUCCUUGUCUGAAAGAAAGGAGCCUUGAAUGGUGGAGGGAGGCAGUGGGGAGAAAGGUCUCACCGGACAGGUUGGGAGAAUGAGGUCAGUGGUGCUGGGGAACAGAUGGAGGGGCAGUGGGGACAGGGCUUGGGCAGACACCAGCAGGAAUAAUUUGAAAUGUGUGAGGUGACUCCCCGGAGGGCCUUGGGCUUGGGCAUCUGGGAAAAGAAUGAUGUCUGGAAGGGCUUAAGGGACACAGUGGACGAGGGGAGAGUCCUCAUCUGCUGGCAUUUUGUGGGGUGUUAGUGCCAAACUUGAAUAGGGGCUGGGGUGCUGUCUUCCACUGACACCCAAAUCCAGAAUCCCUGGUCUUGAGUCCCCAGAACUUUGCCUCUUGACUGUCCCUUCUCUUCCUACCUCCAUCCAUGGAAAAUUAGUUAUUUUCUGAUCCUUUCCCCUGCCUGGUCUAGCUCCUCUCCAAACAGCCAUGCCCUCCAAAUGCUAGAGACCUGGGCCCUGAACCCUGUAGACAGAUGCCCUCAGAAUUGGGGCAUGGGAGGGGGGCUGGGGGACCCCAUGAUUCAGCCACGGACUCCAAUGCCCAGCUCCUCUCCCCAAAACAAUCCCGACAAUCCCUUAUCCCUACCCCAACCCUUUGCGGCUCUGUACACAUUUUUAAACCUGGCAAAAGAUGAAGAGAAUAUUGUAAAUAUAAAAGUUUAACUGUU